UCGUUAGCAAACACUGGUAGUCUAACAUCUCUAGUUUUAAUUGCACAAGCCGUUUGAAUAAAAUGUUUGGCGACAAAGCAUUCGAUUUGCUCAAAGAUCUAGAACGAUCAUCUCAAACUAUUCCCGCUUUUGACGAUGACGGCUUGCGACAGGUACUGGAAGAGAUAAAGGCCAUCUUCGAAGAGAACGUCGCACAGGCUCAGUCCCAGGGACAGGCUUCAAGCUAUACCCUAUUGCACUUUCGACACGCAGCAUUACAACGCAACAAGCGUUGCCUUCUAGCCUAUCUCUAUGAACGGUGCCGACGCAUCAAAGCCCUCCGUUGGGAAUUUGGUCCAAUAAUUCCAGAUGACAUUAAACAGGCACUCUGUGAGCCGGAAAUCCAGUUCUUUAACAACUACUCUAAAUCUCUUGCAGCAUAUAUGCGUGCUGUAGGCGAUAGUCAAGGUAUUGAUCUAACCAGCAAUUUGCGACCACCGAAAUCGCUCUAUAUUGAAGUGCGUUGCAUUGAAGAUUAUGGUAAAUUUGAGUUGGAUGAUGGCGAAGUAAUACAUCUGAAGAAGAACAGCCAGCACUAUUUACCAAGGGCACAGGUGGAGUCACUGGUGAGGCAGGGAAUAUUACAACACAUCUCAUAGAAUCAAAACUAUGAAAAAAAGAGCGAAUUUCUUGCGGCUUGACUGAUAAUUUAUUGAACCUAACCAUCUGUAUUUAUUAAGCGUACAUGUAUACAUAUGUCACAUGGUCCUGGCCUAAAUGAAAGUAUUGUUUUCACUUACCAAAGCAAUCCGUCUAAGUUAUUUUUUCACGCUUUGUAAAAUUUCGCUUUAAAUAAUUGACUGAGCAUCCACAGGUGGUACGUUAGAAUCAACUUCAACCACACAUGUCAGUGUGUAAGUGUAAAACCAUGUAAAACUAUCAAAUCGAGAUCUGAAGACACAACGACUACAGGCUGAUGCUGUCCGUACGUUUAGUAAUUUUUUCUAGCCAAUUCAAAGAAUGAAAGCUAUUUUCUUAAUGUGUGUGCUUUAAUAAUAAAUUCUCGGAAAUUACUA
Molecule: messenger RNA, 1055 nt
Organism: Drosophila willistoni
Lineage: Eukaryota; Metazoa; Arthropoda; Insecta; Diptera; Drosophilidae
Product: DNA replication complex GINS protein PSF1
Exons: 1
Coding region: 63-638 (191 amino acids)
Biological process (GO): DNA replication; DNA strand elongation involved in mitotic DNA replication
Cellular component (GO): GINS complex
Source: RefSeq, a predicted model, not a curated record